AUGAUGGCGGGCGCCGGGGAAGAUGCACGAGCCCUCUUCAGGGCUGGCGUCCGCGCGGCGUUGGAGGCUUGGCCUGCUUUACAGAUCGCUGUAGAGAAUGGAUUCGGGGGCGUGCACAGCCAAGAGAAGGCGGAGUGGCUGGGGGGUGCAGUGGAGGAUUACUUCAUCCGCAAUGCUGACUUGGAGCUGGAUGAGGUGGAAGACUUCCUUGGGGAGCUGAUGACAAAUGAGUUUGAUACAGUUGUGGAGGAUGGGAGUCUGCCCCAGGGUCCUAUCCUUUCCUACUCAGCUGACUUGGAGCUGGAUGAGGUGGAAGACUUCCUUGGGGAGCUGAUGACAAAUGAGUUUGAUACAGUUGUGGAGGAUGGGAGUCUGCCCCAGACAGAUGGGGUCUCCCCCCAGCCUGAACCCUCUGAUCCAAACUCCCAGAAUAUUAAGGAAGAGGAUAUAGUGGAAGAUGGCUGGACCAUUGUCCGGAGAAAGAAAUGAGUGGGGCUGGAAUUGGUUUGGGCCCUUGUUUGCUAGGUAUUCGAAACUUAUUUGUAGGGCUUUUAUGGAGGGCUAUAGACCUCUGGAUUGGUUAUACUAUUCCCACCCUCUUUCUUGUUCCUCUGUGCARUUCCCUACAGGGGAAGAAAAGCCCUAAGGUUCUUGGUUUUGGGGGGUCUAAGGCACUUGGUCCAUCAUACCCCCUUGGGCUUUAAGUUAUCUGAGUGAUGAGGCCAGUUUUCCCAGCAUAGUUCCUCUUGGGUGCAGUCAGUGAAGAGGAGGGAUGAGUGAAUGUGGGCAUGGAUGGAGGAGGAGCUAGACUCUGGUGGAUACUAGACAGGAGGAUUAUGGAGAGGAUGAGCCUGGGGACCAGUACUCAGUGCCAAGGGUUGGCUGGGUCAGGAAUGGUGAGAUGAACAUGCAGAUGAAAGAAAAGUUGAAGAUGUAAGCAAAAGUAGCUGUGGUGCCUCUCCCUUACCCCACCCCACCCCACCACACCCAACACAUAGCAACUCUUAUUCCUGCUCAGAGCUUAAAACCUCCCAGGAAUGCUCCCUUCCUCCAGCCCAGCCUCUCACCCCAGGUUCCCUUAGGAAUUCUAAGAUCUUGGCAAGGUGGUGAGCUUGGAAGAAGAGUUGGGCUAUUUUCUGUCUCCUCCAACCUCUUUCCUCAUUCUUUAUCCCAUCCCAUUUAAGUUCAGGGAUGAGGCUUAUGACCCUAAUAAAUAAUACCCUCUUGUUUAAUCUGUGGCUUGACCUGUGAGUAGCCUUGGAAUCAGCCUUUUGGGAGUUGAACUUGAGAGUUCGGCAAGGGAGUGGUUUCUGGGCCCACCCUAGUAGCCUGGUACUUUGUAUAAACAAACUAUAUGGAUGAAUGGAACACAGCAGUGCUCUGAAAGUUACUGUAAGCCU
Molecule: messenger RNA, 1400 nt
Organism: Urocitellus parryii (Arctic ground squirrel)
Lineage: Eukaryota; Metazoa; Chordata; Mammalia; Rodentia; Sciuridae
Source: RefSeq, a predicted model, not a curated record